AUGUGGAAGAACCAGCAAUCCGUACUCGACUGGCCAAGUGCAGAGCAACUGGCUAGCUUCUGGUUGCACUUGAAAGGUGAGCUUGGAUUCAGAACUCUUCUGUACUUCAAGGCGGAAAAAUGUCGCUGUUGGAUUGAAAAACUAUUGGACGAGGGAAACAUGACGACUACCACUUUGGUAUGGAACAACGCGUCGAAUGCACCAUAUUUAAGGUUAAGCCAGAAUGUAGGUAUUCUGGGCUUGGUUUGCUUGAACUCUGAUUUAUUUGAACCCGUAUUGAUCACGCUAAGUACAAUGCUGAACCAUAUGAGGGAGGUACCCCUGCUGCUACAGAUAUGCACAAGGGAUCCGGAUCAAACAAGUAUGCUGGAACAAGGCCGACAGAUUCUUAAGCGUUGCCAGGACCUGCUUAUGCCGAAUGUUCUGUUGCUAUUGAAUGAUUUCUUUAACACUGAUAUGAUUUAUGCCUAUCAAAUGUUUCCCAAAUUCCGGCUGCUGUCGCAGGUCUACCAUGCCAGCUUGCAGCUAUAUCCCUACAAACUGGCCAACCUACACGGCCAGGUGAUAAGGACACGGACAGAUCUAACACAGCCCUAUUUAUUGGUUUACAAAGAUCGCAACGGAAAAUUAAUAACAACCGGGGUGCUCUGGCGUUUUAUGCAGGGGUUUGCACGUUACUUGAACGCCACUCUUGAUCUGAGUUAUGAUUCCAAUUCGACCCAUUCUGUGCGGAGCAGCUACUUUAAAUUACUGCCGCACAUCCAAAAUGGAACAACUGACGUUACCACCAGCCUUUUCCCACUCACCUAUUCUUCAAAUAGCAACCUCAAUACUUUCAGCUACCCGGUUAUCAUCAACAGCUGGUGCACUAUGUUGCCCGUGGAGCGUGUGGUCAGUCCGCGUGAGGCUAUGACCGGAGUGUUGGAGUCGCCCUGGAUGUGGGUAUAUCUGGGUAUCGUCUAUUGUUUGAUUCGCCACCUAUAUAAACGCCGUAUGCCCGGAAGGCCGAUCUUGACACUGCUCCCUUCAUUGAUUCAACUGACUCUGCUCUGCACCGUGGUUGCGCAACUAUCUGCGCUGUUUAUUGGUCCGCAGAAACUUCGAUUGAUUUCCAGUUGGGAGCAGUUGAACGCAUCCGGAUUAAAGAUUAUCGGAGCACGUGCUGAAUUUAAUCAGUAUCCUGACGAAAUAAGAAUCAAGUACGCAUCAUCAUUCAUAUCCUUUGAAAACUACACACAAUUUGUAUAUCAACGUAAUAGUUUUAAUUCUUCAUUUGGUUAUACAAUUUAUGAAAUUAAGUGGAACAAUAUUGCCGAACUGCAAAAGUUCUUUAAACGACCAAUUUUUCGCUACUCUACCAAGCUUUGUGUGCGACAAGUUUCACAUAAUUCUGUUAUUUUUCAAGAAAACUUUUUGCAUCGCAAUCAACUAGAUUUAUAUAUACUUUGGUUGCGGCAAAGCGGCAUCCUUAGGUUUUUUAUAGACAAACAUUUUCUCGAUAUGCUAAACGCGGGCUAUUUCAAACUGCAGGACUUAAGCACCCAAGUUGUAGUAAAGCCCCUGAAACUCGUUGAGAUGGACUUCAUAGUGGUGUUAUAUGGAUAUGCAAUGGCUAUAUCCCUAUUGAUAUUUGUAUUUGAGUUGAUUGUGUUCUAUAUCAAUGUUUGCCUGCACAUUUUGUAA
Molecule: messenger RNA, 1683 nt
Organism: Drosophila novamexicana
Lineage: Eukaryota; Metazoa; Arthropoda; Insecta; Diptera; Drosophilidae
Gene: Ir94f
Exons: 1
Coding region: 1-1683 (560 amino acids)
Source: RefSeq, a predicted model, not a curated record